Molecule: messenger RNA, 1861 nt
Organism: Geodia barretti
Lineage: Eukaryota; Metazoa; Porifera; Demospongiae; Tetractinellida; Geodiidae
Source: the annotation of a GenBank genome assembly
CCAGUGCCCCCUGGUCCACCCACUUGUCUUGGUGUAGUGGCAGAUUCAGAGACGACUACAUCUCUCAGUAUAUCCUGGACAAACCCAGUCUUCAGUGGAUUCAGUCCCAUAGAUGGCUUCACUGUCAACCUCACCAGCAGACACCUUGACAUUGUCCGCGGCAUUCCUGGCAACGCUACGACAAUGACGGCAAACCUCGACAGCCUCCGUCCGUUCACUGCCUACACCAUCCGGCUCUCCGUGAGGAAUGCAGUGGAACUGGAGGGAGAGGCAGCCGUCACAACUGGGGUGACCGACUCAUUAAUUCUUGAUAAAGUCAGAGACCUAAAUGCAGUGGCAGUCAACUCCACAGCCAUCAUGGUGACAUGGACAGAGCCUGUGAUUGAACCUGAGACAACGGCUCCAGUGGAAAUGUACCGCAUCAUGUUUUCCUCCCCGAGUAGGACCGAAACUCUCACCGUCCCUGCCAGUGAGACCUCGGUGGUUCUGACCGGUCUAGAUAUCGGUACUGACUACUCCAUUACUGUGGAGGGCAUCAACUCUGCUGGAGAUGGAGCAUCGGAUAGUGAGGAUGUGGCAGCUGACAUUGACCCUCCCAGUGUUCCACAGAACUUCAAUGGAACCAGUGAUAAUCCCUUCAUCAUCUUUGUCUUCUGGGAACAACCUGAGACCGAUGGAGGUCGACCCAUUGUGAGGUAUGAUUUGACUCUCACUGAGAUUGGUGGAGGACCCGAUGGUAUGAGGGAAGAAACAGUGUUGGCUAACUCCAACCUCGAGUUCACUUUCAGUGGCCUCCAACAGGACACUGAUUACAGGCUAGUACUCAUAGCUGUCAACAGAGAUGGUAGUACAGGGCCAGAGAGGACCAGUGAUCCAGUGGAAAUCAGUAUCACCACUCUCCCUGUGGGACCUCCACAAAUCCCAGACCCACCCGCCAUAUCCAUGGUCACCAACACCUCCGCCAGAAUCUCCUGGACAGACCCUGGUGUGUACAUGUGUGUGGUUAUCGUGAGACGUACACACUGGAGAUCAGACAAUAUGCUAGACUGUGGAAAUGAGACGAUUCUAAGAAUCCCAGGCAUUACAUUUGAAUCAUACAACACGACAGGACUGAUGCCUCUCACUACAUAUGAUGCCAGGCUUCUUUCUGUUAACUUCAAUGGUCCAUCGAAUUUCAGUGACGCCGUCAGGUUUAGCACUGUUGGUAUGGUGGUGAUAGGAGGAGGAGAUGGAGCUGUGGACGACACACUAGAGACCAUGUCUGGUGAUACUGUCAUCCUCACCUGCUCCCUGGACCAGGUGGACAAUGACCCCGUGACCUUUACCUGGGCCAGACAAGAUGGCAGACCACUGCCCGAGGGAUCCACCCAGGCUAAUGGUGUUCUGACAAUCCCGGGGGCAAGAGUAGAGGACAGUGGUGUGUAUGUCUGCUCUGCCAGUGGAGUUCAGGGGUCAUUCACUCUCUCUGUCCAACAUUAUUCUGAACAAGCCAGUAGUGAAACUCUAUCAACUGGAGGUGCUGUGGCCAUCGCGUUCACCAUCACUCUACUAGUGUCUCUACCAGUGGGUGUGGUCAUUGGUUUGCUGCUGCCCCAGGCAGUCAGGAGAUGUGUUGGAGGAGUGAGGAGGAUGAAAAUGAGAGAGGGAGAGGAGGAUGAAGGAGACAUCUAUGAAGACCCAGAUAGGAUGGCAACAGUCAUUCCUCUCUCACAGAAUGAGGCCUAUGUCUGUAGUCAACAGAAAAACUAAUGAUCCUUCGUUCGCUUUACAGAGUGUGUCCUUUUCGUUUGUGUUCUGCUAGCCAUGCAUUACGUCAAGCUAGUCUAGCGUGGGCAAGCAAACCACCGGACGCUGGCCCGCG